Molecule: messenger RNA, 2115 nt
Organism: Nerophis lumbriciformis (worm pipefish)
Lineage: Eukaryota; Metazoa; Chordata; Actinopteri; Syngnathiformes; Syngnathidae
Source: RefSeq, a predicted model, not a curated record
CGUGAAAUGUCUGUCGUGUCAGACUGCCUUAAGUGCAUUAGAAUGGAAAGGAGCAACAGAAUGGAGUCCUCAUGCUUGGAUCUGGCCCUCGAAGGUGAAAGGCUCUGUAAGGCUGGUAAUUAUCCCGCUGGUGUGUCUUUCUUUGAGUCUGCCAUCCAGGUUGGAACCGAGGACCUCCAAAUCCUCAGCGCAAUCUAUAGCCAACUCGGCAAUGCUUACUUUCACUUGCAGCAGUACAACAAAGCCUUGGAGUACCAUCGACAUGAUCUUACACUCACAAGGACGAUUGGCGAUGAACCUGGGGAGGCGAAAGCUAGUGGCAACCUUGGGAACACAUUAAAGCUUUUAGGACGCUAUAAUGAAGCUGUGGUUUGUUGCCAAAGACAUUUAGACAUCACCAGAGCUAUGUGUGAUAAGGUUGGGCAGGCCCGAGCACUGUAUAAUUUUGGGAACGUUUACCACGCCAAGGGUAAAAGCAUCUGUUGGUCUGGGACAGAGCCAGGAGAGUUUCCAGAGGAAGCAAGGAUAGCCCUAAGGAAAGCUUCUCAGUAUUAUGAGGCAAACUUGCUUUUGGUAAAGGAGUUGGGGGAUCAUGCUGCUCAGGGUCGCACUUAUGGGAACCUUGGUAACACUUAUUAUCUACUGGGUGAUUUUCAAACUGCUGUUGCAGCACAUGAAAAGCGCCUUCUCAUUGCCAAAGAGUUUGGAGACAAGUCUGCUGAGAGGAGGGCGCACUGUAACCUUGGCAAUGCUCAUAUAUUCCUCAGCCAAUUUGAAAUGGCGGCUAGUCAUUAUAAGAGGACUCUACAGCUGGCCCGGCUUUUAAAAGACAAGGCAGUGGAAGCCCAAGCCUGUUACAGUCUGGGUAACACCUACACACUCCUUCAGGACUAUGAAAGAGCUAUUGAUUAUCACCUCAAACAUCUGGUAAUUGCUCAGGACCUCAACGACAGGAUUGGUGAGGGAAGGGCAUACUGGAGUCUAGGAAAUGCCCACACUGCCCUGGGGAACCACGAGCAAGCUAUGCACUUUGCGGAAAAACAUCUGGAAAUUGCCAAAGAGACUGGAGACAAAAGUGGCGAAGCUACUGCACAGAUGAAUUUGUCAGACCUGCGGCUAGUUGUGGGUUUAAAGUCCAACAUCUAUUCCAACAUCCUCAGCAAAGCUAACAACACAUCUCUGUCAGUAAGCCAACAGAGUUACCUCAACAUGUCAGGGACUAAGUCACCAUCAAGGAGGCAAGGAAGUGCGGAAAACCUGGACACGAGUCCAAAACAUUCUGGAGAUUCAUCGUUUCAUCAGGAAUGGGAGGAAGACCGAAUCUCAAAGUCUUCAAAAAACAACACAAUAAAGGCUUCAACUAAGCUCUUCCUCUUUCACCGACUAAAAAGCAAGAAACAUAAAAACAAAUCCCCAAAAAACCAGCACGAAAGCCUGUCAGAUCAAUCAGGUCCUGACUUGGACCCACCAGUGUCUCCUCAGCCAGCAUCUAAGGACACAAUUGGGGAGGAUGGCUUUUUCGACCUUCUCUCUCGUUUCCAAGGAAACAGAAUGGAUGACCAAAGGUGCACUCUUUUAGAUGGUUCAAACCAUCAGCCUGCCAGUUCCUCUCCCUCAUCUACCCCACCUGUAGCUGAAAGGAAAUCUAUACUGGAGUGCGAGGUACCCUUGCAGGAUCCUGGUCAUUUCCUGGAGCUGCUGGCCAGCUCCCAGGCCCGUCGCCUGGACGACCAACGAGUCAGCCUGAACCAUUUUCCUGGCUUGAGACUCAGCACCUGCAACCGGCCCAGUACACCCUCCACCUCCAGCGAAAACCAAGAGCCCUCACAAGGCCCCAUUUCCUGUGCAGACCCAGCUCACACACCCUCCCAGUACAACUGCAUCGAGACCUGCGCUAGCCAACCGGAAGGGGAUGAUGUCUUCUUUGACAUGCUAGUUAAGUGCCAGGGCUCCAGACUGAAUGACCAAAGGUGCGCUGCGCCACCCUCUGCCACACGUGGACCAACUGUCCCAGAUGAGGAUUUCUUUAGUCUCAUCUUGCGUUCACAGUCAAACAGGAUGGAAGAGCAGCGAGUGGUACCACCGUCUGACGUCAGUCAGUCCAAACCAGACUGA